AUGACAUCUGGUGCUGAGCCUUUGCGCUGGCACAACCCUUCUUCAACCCACAUCCUAAAGCACAACCCUUCUUCAACCCACGUCCUAAAGCACAACCCUUCUUCAACCCACGUCCUAAAGCACAACCCUUCUUCAACCCACGUCCUAAAGCACAACCCUUCUUCAACCCACGUCCUAAAGCACAACCCUUCUUCAACCCACGUCCUAAAGCACAACCCUUCUUCAACCCACGUCCUAAAGCACAACCCUUCUUCAAACCACGUUCUAAAGCACAACCCUUCUUCAACCCACGUCCUAAAGCACAACCCUUCUUCAACCCACGUCCUAAUAUACAACCCUUCUUCAACCCACGUCCUAAAGCACAACCCUUCUUCAACCCACGUCCUAAAGCACAACCCUUCUUCAACCCACGUUCUAAAGCACAACCCUUCUUCAACCCACGUCCUAAAGCACAACCCUUCUUCAACCCACGUUCUAAAGCACAACCCUUCUUCAACCCACGGCCUAAAGCACAACCCUUCUUCAACCCACAUCCUAAAGCACAACCCUUCUUCAACCCACAUCCUAAAGCACAACCCGUCUUCAACCCACAUCCUAAAGCACAACCCUUCAACCCACGUCCUAAAGCACAACCCUUCUUCAACCCACGUCCUAAAAGGCCAACCGUUCUUCAACCCACGUCCUAAAGCACAACCCUUCUUCAACCCACGUCCUAAAGGACAACCCUUCUUCAACCCACGUCCUAAAGCACAACCCUUCUUCAACCCACGUCCUAAAGCACAACCCUUCUUCAACCCACGUCCUAAAGCACAACCCUUCUUCAACCCACGGCCUAACACAAAACCCUUCUACAACCCACAGCCUAACUCACAACCCUUCUUCAACCCACGGCCUAACGCACAACCCUUCUUCAAGACACGUCCUAAAUCACAACCCUUCUUCAACCCACGUUCUAAAGCACAACCCUUCUUCAACCCACGUCCUAAAGCACAACCCUUCUUCAACCCACGUCCUAAAGCACAACCCUUCUACAACCCACAUCCUAAAGCACAACCCUUCUACAACCCACAUCCUAAAGUACAACCCUUCUUCAACCCACGUUCUAAAGCACAAGCCUUCUUCAACCCACCUCCUAAAGCACAACCCUUCUUCAACCCACGUUCUAAAGCACAACCCUUCUUCAACACACCUCCUAAAGCACAACCCUUCAUCAACCCACGUUCUAAAGCACAACCCUUCUUCAACCCACCUCCUAAAGCACAACGCUUCUUCAACCCACGUCCUAAAGCACAACCCUUCUUCAACCCACGUCCUAAAGCACAACCCUUCUUCAACACACGUCCUAAAGCACAACCCUUCUUCAACCCACGUCCUAAAUCACAACCCUUCUUCAACCCACCUCCUAAAGCACAACCCUUCUUCAACCCACGUCCUAAAGCACAACCCUUCUUCAACACACGUCCUAAAGCACAACCCUUCUUCAACCCACGUCCUAAAGCACAACCCUUCUUCAACCCACGUCCUAAAGCACAACCCUUGUUCAACCCACGUCCUAAUAUACAACCCUUCUUCAACCCAUGUUCUAAAGCACAACCCUUCUUCAACCCACCUCCUAAAGCACAACCCUUCUUCAACCCACGUCCUAAAGCACAACCCUUCUUCAACCCACGGCCUAACUCACAACCCUUCUUCAACCCACGGCCUAAUGAAAAAUCUUCAUCAACCCACGUGUCUGAAAGUCCUACAGAGCGAAGGAUUGUGCUGCUCGGCAAGAAUGGCUCUGAGAAGAGUGCUGUUGGGAACUUGAUCCUGGAAAGAGGGGCAUUUGACCUUAACUGUGUACAAAGUCACUGUGAGAGAGCCAGGGGUCAGGUGGAGGGAAGACACAUAGCUGUAAUCAACACUCCAGACCUGUUAGACCCUCACAUCUCACAUGACAAACUCUCAGAGGAUCUACGUUGGUGUGUCACUCUGUCUAAACCGGGACCUCAUGUGUUCCUGUUGGUGCUGCAGCCUGAUGAGUUCACACAGGAAGAGGGAGACAGAAUCAGGACAAUCCUAGACACCCUCAGUGACCGGUCCUUUGACUACUCAAUGGUACUGACAACUCAUGAAGACAAGAGGGGACACUUGGAUGAGGAUCACCCUCUGAAUCAGAUGGUCAGAGCCUGUAGAGGGAGGCAGCACCUCAGUGACCACACUCAACUUAUGGCAGAUGUUUACAAGAUUGUAAAGGAGAAUGGAGGAGACCAUCUCACCUGUGAUGUAUUUGAAGAUACAAGUGGCAUGGUACAAGGGAAAGAGGAAAUCCACAGGAGUAAAACUGAUGGAAGCCUCAAAUCUCCCUCUGAGGAAGAACUUGGAAAAGAACAAGUGUCUUCACUCAGGAUUGUGCUUCUGGGGAAGAGUGAUGAUAAGAGGACUACAGUGGGUAACAUGAUCCUACGGAGAAAGGCUUUUUUCAACUAUAAACAGCAAUGUGAGUCAGCCAGUGGGAAGGUGAAUGGCAAGUCUGUUACUGUUGUAAAGACUCCAGACUUCUUUGCUCCACGUCUGACUGUGCAGUCCCUGAUGGAGGAGAUGGAGAAAUGUAAGUCCCUCUCUGCUCCUGGGCCUCAUGGGGUCCUGCUGGUGUUGAAACCUGAUGAGUUCACAGAGGAGAACAGAAACACAUUCAAGUUGAUCCUGAACAUAUUUGGUAAAGAGGCCUUCAAGUACUCAAUGGUGAUCAUUACUCACCACAAGGGAGUCGCAGGAAAUCCUCAUCUGAGACAAAUUAUCAAAGAAUGUGGAGGAAGGCAUCACAAAAUGUAACACAAGGAGUUAACUAUAAAGAUAGAAGAGAUGGUAGAGGAGAAUGAAUGGAGAUACCUCUCCUCCAAUGAAGAGACGACACAUGAUACCAUGACACCAAAGGCUCAGAGACUGAACGUGGUGCUGUGUGGCAGAAGAGGAGCUGGGAAGACUUCUAUAGCCAAUGCCAUACUGGGUCAGACAGAGUCCAGUCCAAAGUUCAGCUCCUCCUCAGUGUGUGUGAAGAGAGAAGGAGAGGUGUGUGGUCGGCCUAUCACCCUCAUCGAGCUGCCUGCUCUGUAUGGAACACAUCUCACUCAGGAGGAAGUGAUGCGUGAGACUUUCCACUGUGUCUCUCUCUGUGACUCUGGAGUCCAUGCUUUCCUCCUGGUUGUACCUUUGGGUCCAAUCACUGAUGAAGACAAAGGAGAGUUGGAGACCAUCCAGAAGAUUCUCAGCUCACGAGUCAAUGACUUUAUCAUGGUCCUGUUUCAAGAUGCAGACACAAAGCAACUGAUCAAGAUAUACGGAGGGCGGUAUAAAAUCUUUGAUGCUUUGAAGAUUGAGAACGCCAAGCAGACGGCAGAACUUGUAGCAGAAAUAGUCAAAAUGAUGGAUCAGAACAGAACCUGCUACACUCUGUACAUGUACAUGGAGGCUAAACACCAAUCAGAACUGGAGGAAAAGAACAGAAGAAUCAAGGAUUUAGAGGAGAGAAUCAGGAACAUGUCACAAGGUGCUGAAAUGGAGUGCUCCAGCACAGAGUGCAUAAGGGUGGUGCUGAUUGGGAAAACUGGAAAUGGGAAGAGCGCCUCUGCAAACACUAUCCUGGGCAGAGAUGAAUUUGAUUCUGAAUCCAGCACUGAUUCUGUGACAACAGUUUGCAAGAAGGCAGUCGGCAGAGUUGAUGGAAUAACAGUUGCUGUGGUGGACACACCUGGACUUUUUGACACAACACUCUCUAAUAAAGAUGUUCAGCAAGAGAUAGUGAAAUGUGUUUCCCUGUCAGCUCCUGGACCCCAUGUGUUUAUCAUAGUGUUGAGUAUCGGGAGAAUCACACAAGAAGAGCUGGACACUUUGGACCUCAUAGAGAAAACCUUUGGUCCACGGGCAGGAAUGUUCUGCUUAGUUCUGUUUACUAGAGGAGAUGACUUGGAAAAUGAAUCAAUUCAAGAUUACAUUGAGAAAAGCACAAAUGCCAAACUGAAAAAACUGAUCAGAGAUUGUGGAGACAGACUCCAUGUCCUCAACAACAAAGGCAAUAACCGCACACAGGUCACUGAGCUUCUUAAGAAGUUUAACAAAAUGGUGUCCAUGAACAAGGGCAGUUUCUACACCGAUGAGAUGUUCCAGGAGGCAGAGGCAGCCAUUAAACAAAAACAGGAAGCAAUACUGAAGGAGAGAGAGACGGAGAUAAAGGCUGACAUGGAGAAACUGAAGGUCAGACAUGAAACAAACAUGGAAAAGAUGAAGUCAAUGUUGGAAGAGAGAUUGAAAGUUCAGGAGGAAAGACAGCUGAGAGAUAACAUGUUGAGAGAGAGAGAGGAAGCUAUUAGAAAAGAGCACGAAGACAAGGAGAAAGCAGAGAAGGAAGAAAGAGAGUUGGAGGACAAAAAAAGGAAAGAAGAUGAAAAGUUGAAAAAACAAAUAUGGGACACAGAAAAAGAGAAGAUGGAAAAAGAGAUAAAAACUCAGGAAAUAAAGUUGAAAAACCUCCAAAGAGAAAAGGAAGAAGAAUAUAACAUGAGGAUGGAAAAACUGAGAAAAGAAGAGAAGGACAGAGAAGAACAGCUUCAAAAUCAAGAAAGGAAGUUUGAUAAACUAAAAAGGGAACAGGAGGAAGAAAUUAAAAGGAGAGAGAAAGAAGAGGAUGAGAGGAGAAAGAAGGACGAGAAAGUAAGACAAGAGUGGCAAAGCAAAAUAGAGGAAGCAGAGAAAGGUCAAACAGAACUCCAAGAGGUCAUGUGUAGAGAAAAAGAGGAAUGGGAGGAACAAUUGAAGAAAGAAAGAGACAGACAACAGGAAGAAGAAAGGCUAAGGAGACAGAAGGAGGUAGAAACUCUUGUAGAACAAGGGGAAAAACAGAAGAGAUUGAGAGAGCAGUUUGAAAGAGAGAGGGAACAAGAUAGAAUAAACAUGAAGGAAUCAAAAGAGCAGAGGAGAGAAAUAGAGCAGAAAGAAAGAGACCGAAUAGAACAAGACUUUGAGGAAAAGAGGAGAGAGUUGACAGACAAAAUGACAAUGCAACAAGAGCAGUGGGAGAGAGAACGUAGAGAGGAACAGGAAAAAAAAUGUCAAGAGGAUGUAAAUCGAGGAGUGGAGGAGAGACUAAAACUAAGAAAACUGGAGGAAACAUUUCAACAAGAACGUGAAGAAGAAAACAUGAGGAAGGAGAAGGAAGAUACAGUCAGGAGAGAACAAGAAGAGAAGAAAUGUAAAGAAAUGCGGGAAGAGCAUGAAAGGGAAACAAAAGAAAUGAUGGAUAAAUAUGAACAAGAGGCCAGAAGACAUGCAGAGGAAAUGAAUAACUUUAAAGAGAAAUAUAAAAAUGACUUCCAAAAACUAUUGGAUCAACAUGAAGAAGAGAAGGAGAAACUAAUACAAACGCACAAAGAGGAGACUGAUAAAUUAAAGGGUGAAUAUAGUCAUAAUGAAAAAGCACUGACUGAUAAAUUGAAGGAAUUCGAGGAGAAACAGAAAGUAGAGAUAGAAAACAUGACAAUGGUAAUGGGAAUCACUAAACAAGUGGUAAACAGAUGUACUACGCAGUGA
This is a messenger RNA of Salvelinus fontinalis (brook trout), 5565 nucleotides long. RefSeq lists its product as uncharacterized. Lineage: Eukaryota; Metazoa; Chordata; Actinopteri; Salmoniformes; Salmonidae. Gene Ontology annotation, molecular function: GTP binding. The record is from RefSeq and is a predicted model, not a curated record.